Messenger RNA from Peronospora belbahrii, 519 nucleotides. The record is from the annotation of a GenBank genome assembly. Lineage: Eukaryota; Oomycota; Peronosporomycetes; Peronosporales; Peronosporaceae.
AUGAAGUUCCUGACACCACUAGUCCUGACGAUCUCGAUCGCUACCGCAUCAGCAGCUGAUGGCUCGAUGAGUGCCUCGUUCUCUAUGGAAUCUUCGUCCUCAAGCUCGUUCAUGAAUUCUUCUGAAGGAUCCGGUGACUUGGAAAACGCUAAUGAGAUUACGUCGUCUUUAAUUGAAAGCCCUUCUGAUAGCUUUGGUGGUUCAGCUUCGUCCAGUAGCUCGAGUAGCUUUGAUGGCAUCACUGUGGGCAAAAUGAGUGCUUCUUUCAGUAAUGACGGCUCAAGUGGUUCCGAGGACAUGGACUUGGACAUUGAAGUCAUCGUGUCGUCGGAUGACAACUCUCGCAGCACUACGCCUAGUCCUGAAGAACCUGCUACUGCUGCCGCCAGCGCUGCUUUCGAUGGUAUUACCAGUGCGUCAAUGGACUCAGGAUCGAACUCGGGAGCUACCAGUAUCCAAUUCAUGCCACUCUACACGAUUGCAACGGUUGUCAUGACCAUUGGAACUCUGUUUCUCUAA